GAUAUUACCCCCAUCCCAUAUGGCGCAAAUUCAUCCGAUCCAAGUGGUAGAUAUUCUGGUAUUUAAUGCCUCCAACGGGUGGUGAUGGGCUAUUAGCCGCUUUACCAGGAGAAAAGAGGAGAUCCCAAUUCAGACAUCUGAGGGGAAAAAAAAAUCAGACCACUGAGAGUUUUAUUAUCUAUCAAACGGGGUUUUGAAGCACUAGUGUAGCUGUAGCAUCUCUCAUGGCUCUGGAUAUGGGUUUCUCUGUUUCUCCUCCCACUUUGGUUUUUCUGGAUGCUUCUGCAAAUGGGUUUUCUUCCAGAACGAGAUUAGGUGGCAAACUGCCUCUACCGUCUUCAUUAGUCCACAAAUUUCCUAGAGUUACUUCUCAGAAUUCGUAUCCAGUGGUACCUUCUCCCACUCUGACAAAAGGCACUAUAAGCAUCAUAUCAAGAAAGGUGUUCUCUACAAACCCAAGGAGCAGUGGAUCAUCAACUGAUGGCAAAGAGGAUGACAUUAAAGCUUCUGAUGACAACAAGGUACCAUUUGGAUACACAAGGAAGGAUGUUUUAUUGAUUGGGUUUGGAGUUACUGUGUUUGGUAUUGCCUUGAAAAGUGGCUUGGAGUUUUUUGGAUUUGAUCCUUUACAAGCUGGGAAUGUAGUUCAACUGGUGAUGGUCUUGGGGUUAACAGUUGGAUGGAUUUCUACAUAUAUCUUUAGAGUCUCAAACAAGGAAAUGACGUAUGCCCAGCAGCUACGUGAUUAUGAAAACAAAGUCAUGGAGAAGCGGUUAGAGGGACUAACUGAAGCAGAGCUUGAAGCAUUACUUGAGCAAGUAGAGGAAGAAAAGCGACGACUUGCUAGUGGCGAGCAGGUUAAUUAAAGCCGCUUGAACUGUUGUCGAAUCAAACUUUUUACCCCAUAAAAGAUUACAAGUAUGUGAAGAGAGGAGAGCUGAGGUUUUGUACAGAAUGGUGUUACCUUGUUAGAACAAGAUCCCAGAGUGGCUUCACUUUUAAUACAGCCGCAAAAAUGCCAGGAAAUGGUUCUUCAUUUUUCAAUUUUCUUUUAGUUUUUGCCAAGGCAUACAGAUUACAGUAAUUCAGCAGAUCUGCCAGAUCAUGCAGAAAGUGGGUGCAGCAAUGUCAAGGUCAAGGAGUCUGAGACCACCUGUAGAGUUGCAAAAGCUUUGCAUAUGUAGAAGUUGCCACCAUAUGCAUCAAUUGGACUCUCCUCGCCUGCCUCCAAAAAUUGUUUUUAACUCGUAUUACUGGUAAUAAGUGGGAGAUGCAUCUUUGCUUCAAAUCUUUAAUCAAACAAUGCAGAAAUUGAGAGGAAUUCGAGUAAA
Molecule: messenger RNA, 1331 nt
Organism: Nelumbo nucifera (sacred lotus)
Lineage: Eukaryota; Viridiplantae; Streptophyta; Magnoliopsida; Proteales; Nelumbonaceae
Source: RefSeq, a predicted model, not a curated record